AUGGAAGUUAAUCAAAGUAAAGAUAAAAAAUUAUUUGGCAGUCAAGUGAAAGUUAUGGUAAUUGGUUUAGUACCAAUAACACCUGAAAUUUUACAUAUUUUUCGUAUUGCACUCGAUAUAACGAUUAUUGAAAUAUAUGGUCAAACAGUAUCAACUGGGACUGUAAUAAGUCCAUAUAUAAUGGAUUUAUCAUUCGGAACGGUUGACUCAUCUUUCCUGUAUGUGCAAAUAAAACUUAUUGAUGUACCUAAUACUAAUAAUCGAAGUAAUAAUAAUCAUUGGAACGUUUGUAUUCGAGGACCAACUAUUUCGGAAAAUUAA
Rotaria sp. Silwood1 is the source of this 321-nucleotide messenger RNA. The record is from the annotation of a GenBank genome assembly. NCBI's taxonomy places the organism in Eukaryota, Metazoa, Rotifera, Eurotatoria, Philodinida, Philodinidae.